CUUACUCCCUCGAUUUAUGAGCCAACACUUGGUGAGCAAGUUAUGCCUUUUUGGAGGUGGACCCCAUUUGCACAAACAAAGUUACUCAGACUCACUUCACCACCCAAAUUCUAGAAUCUUCUUCAAUUGCUUCCUUCUGCAGUUCAAUAAUGGGUGUUGAAGCUAGCAAAUCUACUAACAAGUUAGGGUUUUCUCAAGACUCCAAAUCGCGGUCGUUGAAUUUGAAAAAAUGUAGCAGUAAGUUUGAUGAAUCUGUUCAGAAGAUGCCUACUGCAUUGUUAGUCAAGAGGGCUUUUCAUGACAAUAAUCCGUUGAACGUUUCGUGUAAGAAAUCGAAGGUGACUAUAGAUGGCAAAGUAGGAGGAGAAGAAGGGAGAGUGGAAGAAGAAGUUGAUGAGGAAGAAGUGGAAGUUGAAGAGGAGGAAGAAGAAGUUGAAGAAGAAGUUAAAGAGGAAGUGGAAGAAGGAGGAGGAGGAGAAAAAGAAGAGGAAGAAUAUUUAGAAAGCGGAGUGAAGGAGAUUGAAUCGAAAGAAGAAGUUGAAGAAGAAAUGGAUGUUGAAGAUGGGGAAGUGGAAGAAGAAGUUGAAGAGGAAGAAGAAGUGGAAGUUGAAGAAGAGGAAGUGGAAGAAGAAUUUGAAGAGGAAGAAGUUGAAGAAGAAGUGGAAGAAGUGGAAGUGGAAGAAGGAGAAGGAGGAGAAAAAGAAGAGGAAGAAUAUUUACAAAGCGGAGUGAAGGAGAUUGAAUCGAAAGAAGAAGUUGAAGAGGAAGAAGAAGAAGUUGAAGAAGAAAUGGAUGUUGAAGAGGAAGGAGAAGAAGAAGUGGAAGUUGAAGAAGUCGAAGAGGAAGAAGGUGGAGAAGUAGUAGAAGGAGAAAUUGAAGAAGGAGGAGGAGGAGAAAUAGUAGAAGGAGAAGGAGAAAAAGAAGGACAUUUAGAAAGCGAGGUGAACGAGAUUGAAUCGAAAGAGAAGGAAUUUGAAGGACAAGCAACAGAGCUAGAGUCAAAAGAGAAGCUUUUUCAAAGCCGAUUGAAGGAACUGGAGUUCAAAGAGAACCAACUUGAAUGCCGAGUGAAAGAGCUUGAAUUAGAAAAGAUGCAUUUUGAAGGACGAGUGAAGGUACUCGAGUCUAAAGAAAAACAACUUGAAAUCCGAAUGGAGGAGUUUGAAUCAAAACGGGUUGUAUUUGAAGACCAAGUGAAGGAGCUCAGUACAAAAAGGGAGCAUUUUGAAGGCUGGGUGAAAGAGCUCGGUACAAAGCAUAAGCUUUUUGAAAGUCAGGUGAAGCAACAUGAAGGACAAGUGAAGAUGUUUCAAUCAAAGGAGGAGGAAUUUAAUGGCCGAGUGAGAGAAUUUGAAUCAAAAGAGAAGGACUUUGAAGGUCGGGUGAGGGAGUUUCAAUCAAAAGAGAAGGACUUUGAAGAGGCGAGGAAGUUUGAAGUGAAGCGGUUGGAAGUGCAAAUGGAGGAUCUAAAGUCAAAAGAGAAUCAGUGUGAAGGACAAGCAAAAGAGCUUGAGUUAAUAGAUAGUCACUAUGAAGCAUUAAUAAAAUUAUCUGAAGAGGAAAUUGAAUCAGAUGAUCAAUCAAGUCUUACCAUUGAUGGAAGAAGCUUGAAGUUGCUCCCAAGUGACCGAACUGAAAUUCUAGAUAAUCUGCAAGGAUUAUCAGAUCCAUCAAAAGUUGUUUUGGAUAUAAUACAGAACCCCAUUUUUAGGAUGGGAGACAAUGCUGUGAUUAUCGGUGAUAGCCACAUCCUUCUGCUCGAACAACUGAUGAGAAUCUCGCCGCAUAUUGAACCGCAUGUAAGAGAAGAAGCAAUGAAGCUAGCACUUCAUUUGAAAUCUAACAUAAGUGAAAAUACUGAAAAUUCGGUGGUGGUUGUUGGUUUUCUACUCCUUUUGUCGAUUUAUGGAUUGGCUCCUUCUUUCGAUGAAGAUGAAGUUUAUAAGCUUUUUGGAUUUGCUGCUCAGCACAAGAUAACUGUAGAGCUUUUUGGAACUCUGGGUUUUGCAGAUAAAGCUUCUGAUUUUGUUCAGACUCUUAUCAUGAAGAAGCAACAUAUUGAAGCUGCUAGAUUUGUUCGUGCUUAUAUAAUGCCGACAAGAAUCAAACCGAAGAUCUCUUGCAUCCAAGAAAACCAACUCCAUUGAAAUCAAGGACCUUUCUCCAAAUGUUCAAUGUGCUCAACGCGUAAAUGAACUAGCAGGAAUCUCUCUCUAUUGAUCUAUGUAAAAUGCAUGUUAUUGUUAGAAAGAAUGAAAACUCGAGAAGAUUCUCAAAUAGGGUUAUCUCAAUUUUGUUAGUCCCUGGUCUUUCUUUCUCUUGUACUUGGCAUCUUUUUUUUUUUUGUGUGUGUGUGUGUAUAGGCUUAACUAUGACAUCAAAACUCCAGAGAAGAUUCUAAACUUACUCGUUUAUCCCAUCAAAAUCAAUCGGUUGACCCAGAUAUCACACCGGUUUGACCUCUGGUCUGGUUCUUAAAACAUUGGAUGAACAAAUGUCCAUCAAUUAAAAGUUGUUAAUA
This is a messenger RNA of Trifolium pratense (red clover), 2521 nucleotides long. RefSeq names its product cilia- and flagella-associated protein 251-like. The transcript is spliced from 6 exons. The coding region runs from base 150 to 2147 and encodes 665 amino acids. The record is from RefSeq and is a predicted model, not a curated record. Lineage: Eukaryota; Viridiplantae; Streptophyta; Magnoliopsida; Fabales; Fabaceae.